Molecule: messenger RNA, 2385 nt
Organism: Leguminivora glycinivorella
Lineage: Eukaryota; Metazoa; Arthropoda; Insecta; Lepidoptera; Tortricidae
Exons: 1
Coding region: 1-2385 (794 amino acids)
Molecular function (GO): nucleic acid binding; zinc ion binding
Source: RefSeq, a predicted model, not a curated record
AUGGCAUCUAAAAUUUUCAAAAACAACAACGGCCCUUCUCAGGGCCAACACAAAAACGGCCUUUCUAAAGGCCAAAGCGCAAACGGCUCUUCUCAGAGCCAGCCAGAGAGGGACGUAAUCGACCUGGCGUCGAUGCCUGGAGGCAGCCGUCAAGAUGUGACGGAGAGGGAUCGGAGCCCUGUUGAUCUACGGAGGUCGGAGCUUAAGGACCCCGUCGUCGAAAACCAGAGUGAAUCCGGAGAGCAAUCAAGACGAUAUCACCGGCUCUCUGAUGAAACAGAUUCUGAUGAGAAUGUUGAGAGGGAACAAGCUAAUAAAAAGUCAGCUCGGAAACGAAAUAUCGUUUUUUCGGAUGAAGAAGCAUGGCACGUGAACCUGCCAAAAAUCAACACUGCACGCAGAGGCGGGAAAUGGGGCAAGGCAAAGGCUCGCACAGCAAAUGCGAGCGUCGCUAAAGCCAAGUCCCUUGGGGCACAAGUGGGUAUUGCCAAAGCAAAACUGUUGCUGCAAAAUAUAGAAAGAGGGUCUGCUGAUAAAGACAGCAACAAGCAUGCCACACGUGUGCAACCUUUGGAACAGGAACAACCGGUGGACCAGAUCAUGUCAGAUGGGGAUGGAGCAUAUGAAAUCAUGGACCCAGAGGGCCGAUUAUCCCCAUCUGCUGACGGUGAUGUGGCGGACGUUGCCCGAAAGGCAGCGAAAUUGGUGCUGCAUCAGGUCAAGAAGUGUAUGAAUAUCAAAGGGACGAUCCGCGGUCAAAUAAAUGAGGCUUGCCAGCUAAUUGUGAAGGCGAUGAACACACUGGACUCGCGUGAGGCUAACGAGGAGCUGAAUAUCCUCCGAGCAUCCAACAAAUCGCUAAAGGAGCAAUUAGCCCACGCGACUAGCGAGGUAAAGGCGUUAAGAAGGGCCUUCUCCGAGCGGAACAAGGAGGCCCCGUCAGGCGACCUCAGCCUGAAAACACCUAAGGCUGGCAACAGCAUGCUGACCACCGUGACGCAGGCUUUGUCGGAGUUCAGAGAGGAACUAUCCGCGAGUCUCCAUCGCUCGAUAGGUAACAUGGUGAAUGCGCGUAUUGACGACCUAAAGAGCAGACUCCCCCCGGCGCCGAUUGCUCGGCCGCCAUUAGCGUCGGACCGAAGAAAUGCAGAUGCGGAAAAUGCUGCAGUCUCAUCUUCCCCUAGAGACCCAGUCAUUGAUCUGCCGGAUGAUCCCUGGACCCCGCUGCCAGCCCCAGAGCCUGCUUCUAGAGCCACGAAAGCCAGGAAAGUGGCAGAGGAACCGGCCAAAUCAUCAGGGUCAACACUAAUGCCCCCUGCAAGGGCUGCACCGGCCCCUAAAGCGGGGCCCAAGAAGAAAAAAGGGGCUACCAAGCAGAUGCCCCAAGAGACUUCUCCUCCUGCGGGAGAUAUAAUACCUACCCCGGCUCCCCGAGCAAAGAGGGUCCCCCAGGCGGCUACGCAAACACCACCGACUUCUUCUAAUGAGACAUGGACAGAAGUCUUGGGCAGGAAGGCAAGGAAAAAAGCCGUGCAGUCCACGGCAGCAGCCGCUAAACCAGCUGCCAAGCCGAAACCGCGAAAAUUGGUGGCCCCAUCGUCCGCGGCCAUAGUACUGGCGUUAAAACCAGAAUCAGAGGCCACCUAUGCCUCGCUCCUGUCCAAGGCAACAACGUCGUUUAGCCUCGCUGAGGUGGGGGUAGAUCACGUCAAUGUCCGUAAAACUGCUGACGGAGCGCGUAUCAUAGAAGUUGCCGGCACGGACAACGGUAGAGCGGCAGAUUUAAUUUGUGAAAAACUGGAAGGGCUGAUCGGCAAUGAUGCGAGAGUGUACCGACCAAUUAAAAUGGCCGGACUUAGAAUCUCAGGCAUCAUUGAGUCUGAAACAACCGAGUCCGUUGCAGCGGCAGUGGCAACUAAGGGUGGCUGCAAAAUUGAAGAGGUCAAGGUCGGGGCCAUACGAACUUCUUACAACGGAACGGGUUCCACCCUUGUAAAGUGCCCGGUUAUUGCGGCCAACAAAAUUUUAGAGGGGGGUAGAUUACUCAUAGGGUGGACAAGUGCAACCGUUCAAGCACUCGAGCCAGCGCCACUCCGAUGCUACAAAUGUAUGGGGGCGGGGCAUACACGUGCAACGUGCCCGUCGCAAAUGGACAGGGGCAGCCUGUGCUUUAGAUGCAGCAAGCCGGGGCACAAAGCGCCUGAAUGCACAGAAAAGCCCUUCUGCGCAGUAUGCCACCAUGCAAAAAAACCAGCGGGCCAUUAUAUGGGAGGUAUAUCCUGCUGCCCCCCACCAACAAAAGGACGUACGGAGCCCGCCCGGAUCCAACGGCCCAACCAGAGGAACACCGAUACGGCUGAUGAGGGACAACAGAUGGAACUGUAA